Acanthamoeba castellanii str. Neff is the source of this 1320-nucleotide messenger RNA. RefSeq lists its product as uncharacterized. The record is from RefSeq and is a predicted model, not a curated record. The transcript has 8 exons. Bases 1 to 1320 code for a protein of 439 amino acids. Lineage: Eukaryota; Discosea; Longamoebia; Acanthamoebidae.
AUGAAGAAGAUAGAUGCACCAUCUCCACCAUCAGCCCGCCAAGACAUGGCAGAUUCGAUUUCCCCGCACCGAGAGCAAUUAGAGCAACGUGGCGCGGAUCCAUCGAACCCCUAUCCUUGGCUCAAGAAAACUAUCCGGCCCAAAUGGGCUGAUACGGACAAGCCAUCGCCACAGAUCUCCAAGACACGGCGCGUGCGAUCGAGUCUCUUCCAUUCGUUUCCCAUCCUCUCGUACUUGAAGGUGCUCAUCCUGUGCAUCCCGCCCUGCUACUGGCCCUGUGGGUGGCCCCGGCACCGUAAUCGCAAGAGGCGAUUGCGCGGCGGCGUGGACUACCUCGACUACGAGGAGAGUACGCACGAGAAGAAGGGCAACAAGACCGCCGCCAAGCGCUUCAUCAUCGACAACGAUCGACGGGGCUUUGCUGAGAUGCAGUACAUGCCUGAGGCGAGGAAUGGCGUCAUCCGCUUGAUCUAUCUCACCACCAUCAACGCGCUGGACUGCGGCAAACUGCCCUACACGCGCUCACAGCAAGACGUGUUCGAGAUCAGCUCAAAGGCCGAUUGGUGGACCAUGCUCUGCUUGAACCUGGCCAUGGUGUUCGUGCCCCUCCUGGGCCUGUGCUCCAUGUUCUCGGCCCUCGUGUUCAUUCAAAGCCUCAACUCUGACUCGGUUGUGCUGCUGCCCGCGGGCUUGUCAGCGCUCUGCGCCUUUAUAUCGGGCAUCCUGGGCGUCGUGUCCACAGGAACGAAUCCUCACUUUGCCUCCGUGGCGGCUAACGAAAAGCAGAACGUGCUCGCCGAACUCGAGACCGACUUCGCCACCCUGGCCAUUGAUUUGCUUGAAAUGUACGACUCGCAGGACCGAGCCACUCGCGACUUUGCGCGGCGGAUAGCCCGCGGGUUGAAGAUCGGCGUCGUGCAGGGUCUCCUGGCCAAGCAAACCGAGUGGAGCAUCACCGAGCCUCUCAGGGAGGCCAAGCGCUUUAUUCUGCACAAGAACGUGUGCUUCCAUUCGACGAUCAUCCGCACCUACCUCACCAAAGACCACCGCCACGAGAUGAAGCGCCGAAAAGCCCUCUCCAAGGCCGAGAACUAUUUCAAGAAACUCAACAUCCCCAUCCCGGACGAUGAUUGUAUGUCGAGCGAGUACGGCACGCUGGACAUGCCCACGGACACGGACACUGCGACGGAGCUCGACGACAUCGACGACCAAAGCGUAGAGACGGGAGCCGGGUCCAACCUCAGCAGCAUGGAGCAAAGCAAUCCCAGCACCCAGCUGGGCCAACGAUCCCUUGGUAACCAACCACUUCCCUCGCCAUGA